Messenger RNA from Tripterygium wilfordii, 3611 nucleotides. Its product is annotated as probable inactive receptor kinase At5g67200. Gene Ontology annotation, molecular function: protein kinase activity; ATP binding; protein binding. Gene Ontology annotation, biological process: protein phosphorylation. The record is from RefSeq and is a predicted model, not a curated record. Bases 1393 to 3486 code for a protein of 697 amino acids. Lineage: Eukaryota; Viridiplantae; Streptophyta; Magnoliopsida; Celastrales; Celastraceae. The transcript is spliced from 3 exons.
CUAAAUGAGGUUGCAUUAUGCUACCCUUGGGCUUCAAGAUCCAAAAUUGCACCUCUUUGCCCGGAUGGGAAAAAAGUGGGUUGUCUUCAACAGGUUUUCGUCUAUUCUCCUCCCAAUACAGAUCCGCUGUCACCCUGGUCAAGCUUCCAUUCCAGCUUGCGAUUUUCAUCAAACUCAGGCUUCGAAUCAAGUAUGAAUCGAGCAUUGUAUACUAGUUCUUUCCAGGUUUUGUUCAAGAUUUCGUUGAUUGAAAGUUGGUUUGCGAAAUAGGGCUUAUGAUCUCCGUGUGUAGUUUUGUGCAAUGGGUUUGUGCUCUUUCUUCAUAUGUUCAUUGUGAACACCUAUUGUUUGCUUCUAUAAUUGAUCGAGUGUUAGCUAGUUUAUAUAAUUGAAUCAUCGAGUGUUGUUGGCGUUCUCUACAUUUCUCUGUGGGAUCAAUCGGAGGUAAAUUCUUGACCAUCUGAAAUUAUUAAAUAAGUAAUUUUUUGAUAUUUUUUUUAGACAAUUCAUAUAUAUAUUUAACAAGUAUAAAUAGUAUCGGGCCGGAAUUACAAUGGAUAUUCAAUUUGGACUUUAGUCUUAAAUAUUUAUUUGCAUCACCAUUAUACAACUCCCUAUUGCAAUCAAAAAAAUUUCCAACCCCUAAAGCACAACUAUUCAUGGAUGUAAAAUUUAAAUUGCAUCCCCAAUUUUCAACUUAUGAUUGGAGAUGUCUUUAUGCACAAAUACCCCCAAAUCCCUCCCAGUAAUUCUCUGUUUGGCCCCUAAAAAAUUCUCUGUUUGGGGUAGCGGGACUUGCUAGUUGCUAUAGUGUUGCAGCUCCUGACAGCAAGUAAUUUUGGUUUUUUUUUUAUUUAUAAAAAAAUCAUAAAUGUAUACUAUUUGACAAUAAAUCUAAAUAUGUAAAUUUUUUAUGAAUUAAAAUUAAAAUAAUCACUAGAUAAAAGUAGAAUGUUUUAAAUUUAUAUUUAACGAUCUAAAUUUUUUUGAACUCGAGACCUCUAUGAAAUAUCAGACACAUGAGUGUCAUCUGAGCUAUUUGUGGUUUUCUUUAAUGAUUUAUAUUUGUCAUGUACUUUUUCAUGUUAAAUUUGGUUAUUGUAUAUAUAUUUUUAUUUUAUAUAUAUAGUUGGCAUUCAUUCAUUUAAAUACUACACAUUUAUUAUAAUUUUAAUAAAAUUGGGCCCAAAAUGGGCUCCACCCCUUCCUUUGGCGUGACACUCUUUCCUUCACGUGAUUCUGAGCUUACAGUAUACUAUAGAGUAUAGACAGCUGCUACUCAGUUCCAAUAUGCUUUUGUGAUUUGUCACGUGUAGCUCCCAUAUCCAUAAGGACCAUAACCCCCUGCCUCUCUGUGCCUCCUUUAGCUGGAGCUUCAAACCCUAACAAUGAAUGAAAUGGACCAAUCACACCUCUGCCUCCGAAGACCACAACAUACAACAUACAGAGUCUGCUGAGAAGUCUACUUUUGCUUCCUCAUCUCCUCCAGCAAUGGCAACGCCACUACUCAGAUGGCUUUUCUUUCACUAUUCUAUUCUUGUUUUGUCCACGAUAUCCCUCAUAGUAGUUGAUUCUGCCUCUCCUGGUGGUUCGCUUAAUUUGUUAGAACCCUCGGAUGCUGAUGCUCUGCUCGCAUUCAAAUCCAAAGCAGAUUUACAUGAUGGAAUCCGGUUCUCGCAUCGCACGAGCUUUCACUUCUGUCAAUGGCAAGGCGUGCUGUGCCAACAGCACGCAGUGGUCCGUCUGGUUAUCGAAAACUUGGAUCUCGGUGGCGUUUUCGCCUCUGACACAUUGACUCGGCUUGGCCAGCUCCGUGUUCUGAGUCUUCAGAACAACUCGCUCACUGGACCCAUCCCGAAUCUCUCCGGUUUCGUCAAUCUCAAAUCCCUCUUUCUCGAUCACAACUCCUUUACGGGUACUCUUCCUCCUUCAGUAUUGUCCCUUCAUCGACUCCGAACCUUGGAUGUCUCCUACAACAAUCUCACAGGUCCAUUACCUGCUCUGUUAACUUCACUGGACCGGAUAUACUAUCUCCGGCUCGAGUGGAACCGGUUCAACGGCACUGUUCCCCCACUGAACCAGUCCUCUCUUGAAAUCUUCAACGUUUCAGGGAACAAUCUCAGUGGUACAGUACCAGUAACACCUACAUUACUUCGAUUUGGAGUCUCCUCUUUCUCCAUGAACCCUGGUCUUUGCGGCGAAAUCAUAAAUAUAGAAUGCAACCCUAGCCCUCCAUUUUUCAAUCCAUCGGUUUCGGCAACAGCGCCGCCGCCAAAAUCGUUGGCGCUUGGGCAAACCGCAGAGCUCCACGGCGUCGAUUUGAGUCGACGGAGUCCAGAGAAGCGCAGAAGGACUGCAGUGAUCAUCGGGUUCUCGACUGGAGUUUUUGUUCUAAUAGGCUCCCUAUUCUGCUUCGUUUUCGCAAUCAAGAAACAGAGAAAGCAAAAUCAAGAGAAGGAAUCAUCAACUGCCUUGGUAGCAAACGAUGCGGCGGCUACGGCCGAAGCCGCGGUUGCAAUCCAAGCAGAGCAAGAGAAUGAGCUGGAAGAGAAGGUCAAGAGAGUGCAAGGACUGCAAUUGGAGAAGAGUGGGAGUUUAAUGUUCUGCGCGGGUGAGGCACAGCUGUAUACGCUGGAGCAUCUAAUGAGAGCUUCGGCAGAGUUCCUAGGGAGAGGGACGAUUGGGACGACAUACAAGGCCGUGCUUGAUAACCGUCUGAUCGUGAGCGUUAAACGGCUUGAUGCGAAUAAAUUGGCAGGUACAAGCAAGGAAACAUUUCAGAGUCACAUGGAAUCCGUCGGUGGACUCCGGCAUCCAAAUUUGGUUCCUCUUAGAGCGUAUUUUCAGGCCAGAGAAGAGAGGUUACUCAUCUACGAUUACCAGCCCAACGGCAGUCUCUUCUCUCUCAUGCACGGUUCAAAAUCAACGAGAGCAAGGCCACUGCAUUGGACAUCAUGCUUGAAAAUAGCAGAGGACAUAGCGCAAGGUCUCUCCUACAUUCACCAAGCAUGGAGGCUUGUCCAUGGCAAUCUCAAGUCCUCCAACGUCCUCCUGGGGCCUGACUUCGAGGCCUGUGUUGUCGACUAUUGCCUUGCAGCCCUCGCAGUUUCAGACAAUGAUGUCCCUGAAGCUGCUGCCUCAUCGUACAAAGCUCCUGAAACUCGCAAUUCAAACCACCAAGCAACUGCUAAAUCCGAUGUCUAUUCAUAUGGAGUUCUGCUGCUGGAGCUCUUAACAGGGAAGACUCCGUCGCAACACCCGCAUUUGGUGCCUGAAGAAAUGGUGAGUUGGGUUAGGGCGGGUAGGGGGGAUGAUGGUGGGGAUGAUGAUAGACUUGUAAUGCUUAUUGAGGUGGCCGUGGCUUGUAGUUUGACGUCUCCAGAGCAGAGGCCCACUAUGUGGCAAGUAUUGAAGAUGUUACAGGAGAUUAAAGAGGCUGUGGCCAUGGAGGAUUCUGAAUUGGACCCACAUUCUGGGUUGUCAUGAAUUAUUGUUGUACCACGAUGUGAUUUAUGCAUAGAUAACAGAAAUUGACAUGUAGUAGUAAUAUGAAUUAUUGACAUUUGUAUUCGCAGCUACUCUUAUCUUAUAUUCUAACCAAUAUGAGUGGU